CGACCUUGAACGCAGCGCAGGGAUCAACCUGGAGGAGAGUAAAACUCGCUGCAACCUGAAAACAGAAAACAGCGAACACAACAAGUUCACUCAAUAAUGAGACUCUCCCGCUUCUACUACCGAGUCCGGAGCGUCCGGAGGCGUGUUUACUGAUCGUGUUGGUGUCGGUUAACAACUUUUAUUGGGGUAUUUAGUCGACGUGUUGCGUUGUGUUGUUGUCGCUGCAGUUGAACCAGAGUUCUGCUUUCAGUCGGAUGGAAGUCAGUGAGACAGGUCAGAGUUAAACAGACAGACAGGUCGGUUCAAUGUCCACAGUCAACUGCGCUGAGGAGCUGGACUUCACUCUCAUCUUUGAGGACGACGGCAGACAGACAGCAGGUCCAGAGCUCAAUGUGAGGACACCUCCAUCCUCCACUCAGGCUCUGGCCGAGCUGCUUGUCAGCCAGGGGCCGCCGAGUCACCCUCCAUGUUUCCCCUACCAGCAUGUCGGCUACCAUUCGCAGGGGCCCCAGUACGUAGCCCAGGGGAACCUCAGAACCUUUGACUGCCCAAGUAUCCAGAUCACCUCCAUCGCUCCUAACAAUCAUGUGGAGCUGGGCAGUAGCCAGGAAGUUUUGGCGUUGGGCGGGGCGGAGGGGGGCUACCCCGAGGCAUCGUGGUCCAGAGGCCAGCUCUACCUGCCCCUGGACCCCUGCUACCGGGACCCGACGCUCUGCCCGAGCCCCUGCAGCAGCCUGUCCUCCAGGAGCUGGAUGUCCGACCUGUCCUCCUGCGAGUCCUUCUCCCACGUCUACGACGAUGUGGAGGGGGAGCUGCGUGAUGCCGCCCGCCUCGCCCUGGGGUCACCCGUUGGGUCACCUGUGGGGUCACCGGGCUGCGGGGGCGGGGCCUUCGGGGUGGAGCUGUGGCAACAAAAAUACCAACAUCCUAUAGCCAUCAGUCCGGUGCUGUCGCCUCAUCAGUCGCCCCGCCAGUCGCCCUGCCACUCCCCUCGCAACAGUGUCACCGAGGAGAGCUGGCUGAACCGCCGGCCCACCUCCAGGCCGUCAUCCAGACCGACGUCCCCCUGCGGGAAGCGACGCCACUCCAGCGCCGACCCCCGCGCCCGCUCACCCUCCCCUCACCACUCUCCCAGCCCCACGCCAGGCGCCUCUCCACGGGGCAGCGUGACGGACGACAGCUGGGUGGGAAGCCCCGCCGGCCCCCUGGGGCCCCUCCUGAUGUCCGGCUACCAGGAGCUGGACGUCCCCUCCAAGACCAGGAGGACAUCGGGGACCCAGCUGGGCCUCUUGGCCGGUCAAGGAGACCCGGGGCUGGAGUCCUUCCUGGAUUCUCCCGGGGAGGAGGGACGUGAGCAGGACGGCCUGGCUGAUCUCUUCCUUCAGGUGCCCUCCCACUUCAGCUGGAACAAACCCAAACCUGGGAACCCCCCUCUCUUCAGGACCUCGUCGCCCCCUCCUCUAGACUGGCCUCUGCCCAACCAGUUUGACCAGUGUGAGCUAAAGGUGGAGGUCCAGCCCAAGUCCUACCACAGGGCGCAUUAUGAGACGGAGGGCAGCAGAGGGUCCAUUAAAGCAGCUACUGCAGGACAUCCUGUCGUCAAAUUGAUCGGAUCCAACGAGCAGCCGCUCAGCCUGCUGUUGUUCAUCGGCACCGCGGACGACCGCUACCUCCGCCCUCAUUCCUUCUACCAGGUCCACCGAGUGACGGGGAAGACGGUCACCACUGCCUGCCAGGAGAAGAUUAUGGGUGGCACGAAAAUCCUGGAGGUCCCUCUGCUUCCAGAAAACAGCAUGUCCUGCAGCAUUGACUGUGCCGGCAUCAUGAAGCUGCGUAACGCCGACAUCGAGCUGAAGAAAGGCGAGAUGGAUAUCGGGAGGAAGAACACGAGGGUGCGAGUUGUGUUCAGGGUCGCCGUCCCUCAGCCGGACGGCCGAAUGCUGUGGCUGCAGACUACGUCUAAUCCUGUGGAGUGCUCCCAGCGCUCGGGCCAGGAGCUUCCUCAGGUGGAGAGCUUCAGUCCAGCCAGCUGCUCCGUGGACGGAGGAGAGGAGCUGCUCAUCAUCGGAUCCAACAUCUCCACACAGUCCAGGGUUGUUUUCAUGGAGAAAGGGCCUGAUGGAAGAUCACUGUGGGAAAUGGACGCCAGAAUUGUGACAGAAAAAAGCAGCGGAUCCAGCAUCGUGGUGGAGGUUCCUCCUUACAAUAAGAAGACAACAGAUCCGGUCCAGGUCCAGUUCUACGUCUCAAACGGGAAGAGAAAAAGAAGUCUGACUCAGAGUUUGACCUACCUGCCUGGAGUCAGACGUCACCUCCCUGCUGCUGCUGCUGGAGUCAAACAGGAGCGCUGGGAGACGGACCACAUCUCCCACAAUCCACCUAGCUUCUGCCACGACCGAGUGCUCGGCCCAGACAUGGUUUAUUAUGAUUCCCGUGACCUCCCGGUGCAUUGUGGUCCUCCUUCACAGAGCGUGCCUCGUCUUCAUCACCCCCCUCCCUCCUCUGUCCACCUUCAGACCUCCUUAAUGUUUCCUCACACCUCCUCCAUCCCUCUUCACAUCUCCUCCUUGUCCUCUCAGACCUCCUCAGUCCCCCUUCAGACCUUGAUUCCUCUUCAGACCUGCAUCAUGCCUCAGCAGACCUUCACCGUCUCCCCUCAGACCUCCUCCCUCCCUCCUCAAAUCUCCACGCUGCCUCCCCAGGCCUCUUCGGUGCCCCUUCAGACCUUCACCGCCCCCCCUCCCACCUCCUCCGGUGGACCUCAGAGGGAACACCCUCCAUCUCUGAGCUCCAGAAGAGCCUUUGUGACCCCUGCUGACCCCCAGAACGACUCUCCGCUCUCCAGCCCAGGAGAGACGCCGAGCAUCAAGCAGGAGCCGGAAGACCGGCCAAAUCUGGGAUCCUUGGGCCUCCAGGAGAUCACGCUGGAUGACGUGAGCGAGAUAAUCGGCAGAGACAUCGGCAGUCUGAGCAGCAGCGCCCAGCCCGACCAGUUUGACCAGUACCACCAGUACGACUGGGAGCACAAGUCCAGUGACGCUGCCUCACCGUUCAGUGGAGGCCGUCAGUAGUCGCUCUGCUUCCUCAGGAUACGACUGCAGAGCUUCUUCUACGGUUUCGCUUCUUCUUGGACAAAAACAAACCGACGGUCACGUUUGCACAAAGUGCAUCAAACUGACCUGCAAGUGCCUGAAAACCAAUCAGCAGCCUCUCGUCUCAUCAGGUGUCACAUCACAUCACUGUUUCCUCGUCUGUCUCAGGAAUUUUAGUGGGAAGCCGACUCGUACCUCUCCGACAAACCAAAGAUGUUGUAGCUUUUCAUGAAUUGUAGAACACAACAAAAGGGCUGAAAUUCAACUUUUACAUAAUCAGAACAAUGAGAGGCUAAAGUAAAUCAUUAUUUAUUGGCCAGUUAAUUAAGAAAUCUAUUUUUGAUACUCUGGAUCUGAUCCAGUAAAAAAGCUAAAAAGUCCUUCAGCUGAUCAUUUACAUUUUUUAUAGCUUGGUUUUUCUCUCUGUACGGUUUACAUUUUCCUUCGCUGAAUUACAAUAAUGCUGUUCAACCUGAACUGUUUUGGUGUGAAGCUUAAGACAGUGAAUUAUAGAAAUGUAUCAUGAGGUUGAAGUAAAAAGAAAAGAAAAUAUUGGCUAUGUUUUGACAAAUAAUUUGUUGUAAAAUACUUUAUUCUGUGUUCUAGGUUUUAGAACCAGCAUCUCUUCUGGAGUUUAGAUAUUGUCACAUACAUCUUUCCAACAGUUAUA
Sebastes umbrosus (honeycomb rockfish) is the source of this 3762-nucleotide messenger RNA. RefSeq names its product nuclear factor of activated T-cells, cytoplasmic 3-like. The transcript has 10 exons. The record is from RefSeq and is a predicted model, not a curated record. Gene Ontology annotation, molecular function: transcription factor binding; RNA polymerase II cis-regulatory region sequence-specific DNA binding; DNA-binding transcription factor activity, RNA polymerase II-specific. NCBI's taxonomy places the organism in Eukaryota, Metazoa, Chordata, Actinopteri, Perciformes, Sebastidae. Bases 306 to 3071 code for a protein of 921 amino acids. Gene Ontology annotation, biological process: cytokine production; calcineurin-NFAT signaling cascade; regulation of transcription by RNA polymerase II. Gene Ontology annotation, cellular component: transcription regulator complex.